Scedosporium apiospermum is the source of this 1347-nucleotide messenger RNA. RefSeq lists its product as uncharacterized. NCBI's taxonomy places the organism in Eukaryota, Fungi, Ascomycota, Sordariomycetes, Microascales, Microascaceae. Bases 1 to 1347 code for a protein of 448 amino acids. The transcript is spliced from 4 exons. The record is from RefSeq and is a predicted model, not a curated record.
AUGGCUGUCAUUUCAUCUACCCUCGCCUUGCGGCCACAUUUUAUCAAGGCUGCUCAACACAUAACCAAGGUCCGCAUCCUUGUGGUGUUCUCUCUAGUUCUAACAUGGCUCAUCGCCGGCCUAUUACCACACUUCAGCCCCAUGAUACAAGCCGAAUUCAAAUCCCGACUGUCCGAGGCGAGGCAAAAAAUCCCCAAACUUAAGGUGGACUGGAAAGUCGACGAGGACCCCCGCGCAAAGUACAACAGUCAAAAGGUCGCCCUUCUCAUCGAGCCCCGCCCGAUCCCCCAUCUUGUUCCCCAUAUCCUACAUAUGAUUUCUGUGGUCCCUCCCGAUUGGAGGUUCCUCUUUAUCGGCUCCGAGAAGAGCGUCGUCAGCGUCGGCCGUGCCUUCACCAUCAAACACCAGCAGAUCAUUGGCAAACUUGACCUCAUGGUCCUUCCUUCCCCAUGGAGCAUCGAAAGCAAGGAACAUGUCUUCCGUACCCUUACCGAUAUGCGCUUCUACGACGAGUUUAUGCCCGGUGUCGAGUGGAUUCUCAAAUACGAGUCCGACAGCAUCAUGUGCGCAAAUUCGGAAACUAGCUUGAAUGACUGGCUCGACUGGAGCUGGGCUGGCGCGCCAAGGAGCGCCAAUGACCGAUUCUCCGGAAACGGUGGACUCUCGCUUCGCCGCGUCAGCGCCAUCCGCCAAGUCUUGACCUUCCAAGAGCGAUACAACGAUACCGAGCCCGAAGAUGAGUGGUUCGGCAAGCGCCUCUGGGUUCUCCCCAAUCACAAAGUCGCUGCCGGCGACCAGGGUAGACUCGCCGUCGAGGACGUCUACUUCGACAACGCCAUGGGUUUCCACGUGCGGGAGGGCAAGAAUCUCAGGGACGAAGUCUGGAAGAACCAGGCACAGCGUAAGAAGAUUUUUGAGUACUGCCCUGAGUUGAGCAUGAUUAUGGACAUGAAGCUUGAGAGGGAACGCUGCGAAGGCGACAAUGGCGAGGGAUUCUUCGGGAAGAAGGAUUCUGAAAAGAAGAAGGCAGAGGAAGAGGCAAAGAAAAAGGCGGAGGAGGAAAAGAAGAAGAAGGAGGAAGAGGAGAAGAAGAAGAAGGAAGAAGAGGAAAAGAAAAAGAAGGAAGAGGAGGAAAAGAAGCAGAAGGAGGCCGACGAAAAGGAGAAGGGAAAGGAGACAGAGGAGAAGGAGAAGGAGAAACCGGAAGAACAAAAGGAGAAGCCAGCUCCCGAGAACGGAUCCGAAGGCCAGUCCGAAAAGACGCCCGAUGACAAGGCUUCAGAGGAAAAGCCCGCUGAAGAGAAGCCCGCUGAGGAAGGGAAGAAACCUGAAGGUGAUGGCAAGUAA